AGGAUCUAAAGAUGACUUAAUUAAUAUGGAUAGGAAAUUAGUACACGACAUUAUUCCCGCUGAUUAUGUAGUCAACAAUAUCAUCGUGUCAUCAUGGGUCACUGCGAAAAAAAGAUCUAUAUCACCGGUUAUUACUAAUUUCGAUAAAGAUGACAAGUCCUUAACAGUUGAUGCGAAAGAGAUUCCAAUUUUUAAUAUCGUCUCCUAUGUUCAAAAUCCAAUGAAUUGGAAUUACUGUAUAUUAAAAUUAUUGGAAAUUGAUUCUAUUCUACCAUUUAGAAAAUGCUUGUGGUACCCCUUUUUUUAACAUUGAAAAAUGAAUACUUUCUCUAUUUAUGCAUAAUUUUAUUUCACUGGAUACCAGGAUUCAUAGUCGAUUCAUUAGCUUUUCUCGUCGGACGGAAACCUGGGUUAUUAAAUAUUUAUAGAAAGGUUCAUAAACUGUCUAAUGUAAUGAAUUUCUUUGCAACGCAUCAAUGGGAAUUCACUAAUGAUAAUGUUUCGAAGAUAUGGAAUAAACUAUCUGUUGUCGAUAAGAAUAAAUUCUUCUUUAAUAUUAGCGAUCUCGACUGGGAUUCUUAUUUAUUAACGUAUUGCAAAGGAGUUCGAGUAUUUCUGCUGAAUGAUCCUUUGGAGACGGUAAAUGAUGCUAAAAUUUUGCAUAAAAGAUUGCGAAUAAUUCAUUAUACGACGGGAAUUGUGCUGUUAAUUUUGUUACUUCGGGGUUUUUACUUGUUAUUACAGUUUCUUUAUUUUCUUUCUGAGGAAUUAAAAGCAUGAAAGGACGCACGGGAUACAAACUGAUCCUGUAUUUAAGAUUGAAUGAAUAAAUCCUUUUUUUGUUGAUGAUGGAAAA
Molecule: messenger RNA, 856 nt
Organism: Vespa crabro (European hornet)
Lineage: Eukaryota; Metazoa; Arthropoda; Insecta; Hymenoptera; Vespidae
Product: fatty acyl-CoA reductase wat-like
Exons: 4
Coding region: 283-780 (165 amino acids)
Source: RefSeq, a predicted model, not a curated record